Messenger RNA from Adineta ricciae, 1467 nucleotides. NCBI's taxonomy places the organism in Eukaryota, Metazoa, Rotifera, Eurotatoria, Adinetida, Adinetidae. The record is from the annotation of a GenBank genome assembly.
AUGAAGAUGAAAACAAAUUUUAUAUCUAUCCGGACCGAUAUACCUGAACGAUCAAAAUAUACGAAAAAUAAUCAACAUUUGAGAACAACAAACUCACCGAAAAGAGUGAUCCAUAUAACUGUCAAGCCAUCACGCUACAAUCAGUUCAUCGGUUCUCGAGAUAUCUCACGUUCUUCACGUUCUGAUUAUUCGCAUAGAUAUAAAAAAGAUUCGACUAAUAAUUCACAGAAAAACAACAAUAGUUUUGUUCCAUCAAACCUGCAGCGCCAAGCACAUGUGAUGUCAAAAUUAAGAAGCGAUAAUUUACAGACCACACUCGUCAACAAUAAUGCUCCAUCCACUGGGACUCUUAGAAGUGUGCCAUUGAAUUCAUCUGACAUCAAAACUACGUGGGCAAAUACAACAGACUAUCAUUACAAUGGUUUCCAUCACAAUUUAGAUAAGAAAAAAAAGAAAAAAUACAGAAGAUCAUGCUUUAUUUGCUCGAUAAUACUUUUCCUACUCUUAGUUACAGCAACCAUUAUUGCUCUUAUCGUUCUUCUGAUCAAAUCUAAGGCAAAAACGAACGAUAAGUUAUAUACAAAUAUACUUCGUUGGAAUGCAAGUGGCAUCACAAUUGCUGGUAUAACUGGUCGAAGUGGUGCUAAUGCAAGUCAACUGAACAAUCCAUGGGGAUUAGCAUUGACUUAUGAUCGUACACUAUACGUUGUAGAUCGUUUCAAUCAUCGAAUUCAAAGAUUUUCACCAAAUUCUACACAAGCAACAACUGUAGCAGGAAACGGUAUACUCAGUAAUACACUUAAUUCUUUAUCUUAUCCAACGAAGAUCGUGCUUGAUUCAAAUGAUAAUCUCUAUAUAGCAGAUGGCUUUAAUCAUCGCGGAUUAUUCUGGGCAAAAAAUUCCAGUUCAGGAGUUCUUAUCGCAGGUUCAGGUGUUGCUGGUAGUGGAUUGAAUCAAUUGAAUUAUUAUGGAAACAAUCGCAUUAUGGGAUAUAAACCUGGGAAUUUGACAGGUUUUGUUGUUGCUGGUGGAAAUGGACAAGGAUCAAAUUAUUCACAAUUAAACGAUCCGAUAGCUAUGGAUUUCGAUUCAGUAACAAACAGCUUUGUUAUUGCAAAUUUUAAUCGUCAUAAUAUUGUUCGUUGGACAUUAGGCGCAAAUAAUUGGACACUUGUAGCUGGCGAUAGUAAUGGAUUACCUGGUAGUACAUCAACAUCGCUCUAUCUUCCUACCGGCUUGACUCUUGAUCCAAUGGGUAAUCUAUACGUUGCCGAUUUAGUUAAUCAUCGUAUUCAAUUAUUUCUCAAUGGUGAAAAGAAUGGUACAACAAUUGCUGGUAUAACUGGUCAAGCAGGCAACGAUAGUUUAUCAUUGAAUAGUCCAUAUACAGUUGUUUUAGACAACCAGCUGAAUCUUUAUGUUGCAGAUAAUCAAAAUCAUCGAAUUCAAAAAUUUAUGCGAUAUUAA